AUGGCUGUUCUUCAUAUUAAUUCAGUGGAAGACUUAUCAAGAAUUCUUGACACUAAUGUCAUCAUCUUUGAUUUCUUUGCUACGUGGUGUGGUCCUUGCAAGUCAAUUGCUCCUGUCUUUGAAGACCUUGCAAACAAAAACCCCAAAGUGAAGUUUGUGAAAGUAGAUGUUGAGGCUGGUGAAGAGAUUGCACAAAAUUAUGAAAUCACAGCAAUGCCAACAUUUAUCCUUUCCAAUAAAGGCGAUGUCGUUGAUCGAAUUAAAGGCGCAGACAUUGACGGUCUCAAUGCUUUGGUAGCAAAAGCUUCAUCACUUUUAUAA
Molecule: messenger RNA, 321 nt
Organism: Entamoeba invadens IP1
Lineage: Eukaryota; Evosea; Mastigamoebida; Endamoebidae
Product: thioredoxin H-type, putative
Exons: 1
Coding region: 1-321 (106 amino acids)
Molecular function (GO): protein-disulfide reductase activity
Source: RefSeq, a predicted model, not a curated record